AGGCACAUACCAAAGAAGAUGGCGGCGGUGGGCUCUGCCAAAUCCGCUGGAUUGGGGCAGGCAGACAAAACCAGGCCUUGCGCUCCUGCUGCUCCUCUGACUCUGGAGGAAGCUCGGUGUCCCGUGUGCUCAGAGAUACUGCUGGAGCCUGUAACGAUGCCAUGUGGACACUCGGUGUGCCUGCAUUGCUUCCAGCGGACGGUGAAGUUGAUCAGUUUAUGCUGUCCGCUGUGCCGGCUGCGAGUGUCCAGCUGGGCCCGUAAACAGUCCCGGGAGAAGAGCCUGGUCAACACUGAACUCUGGGAGCUGGUUCGGCUCAGUCACCCGGAGAGAUGUAAGCGGAGGAUGGAGCAAAGAGAUGGAGAGACCGCGGACGAUGAAAUUUUUCGUGCACCUGUACCCAUUCAUAAGUCUGGAGAAAUGCGUCAAGAGUACGAUAAACUAAAAAUCAAGGGUGGAGGCGGUGAUGAUACUGAGGAGAGAAAGAAAAAACACCCUCUUCGCAGAAUGGAUGAGUGUGGGAUGCUGAAGCAUUGUCAAUAUCCUUUCUGUGGAGUCUCAGAUGCUGAGAAUGAAGAGCCCGUUGGAAAGAGGACCAGACAUGUUUCAGCAUUUGUACGAAAAACAAGGUGCUCCCUUGAUUGCAAUAGAGGUUGCCUUCAUAGCAGUGCAGUUCAGAGGAGCAGGAGCUGUACUGACUCUGAGGAUGGCAGAGGAAAAAACAGAGGUCAUGUACAUUCCAAUGUUCCUGAAAAGGCUAACAUCACUCAUAGUUACAACGCUGGAAUUCUUCUCUCCUCUGAGAACAGUAGGUCUUUCUCAGCACCGGUACUCAGCCUAGAUAAGAGGCUCCACUGGCGGGGUGUCCACACCUCCUCUGCUUCACUCGGGCUUCAGGCUAAACCAGAGAGGUCCAUUAGCCCCGAGAGCAACGAUAGCAUAUCAGAAGAACUGAACCAUUUUAAGCCAAUCGUCUGCUCGCCAUGCACUCCACCCAAAAGGUUGCCCGAUGGGCGACUUUUGGAACCCACGAUUGUAAAGUCAACACCUAGGAACUUGGCACGCAGUCUGCACAAGUCGACAAGCUACGAGGCCAGCCCCACCAUCUUGCAGAAGUGGAAGCAAAUUGAGGUGGAUCGUCAGUGCAUCAAAGUGAACUCUAAAGGAACCAUCACAAGUCCGAUCGCAGAAGAUCUCUGUCUUAAACUGAGUACCGUUGAAGAGAGGGACAUUCAACCCUGCAGCUGUGUUGUAACCAAGGACAACUUGCAAGAUCAUCAUUGCAUGUGCCGUGUAAGCACCGAAGAGUCUAAAAAUCGGAAAGAAAAGCCUGUACUCUGGAAUAAGCGAUGGCUGGUUUUUGAUCAGUGUAACAAAGAGGAAGGUACACAACCAGCUAGUGCUCUCACCAAAUCGACAACACAAACUAUUGCCGAUACUCCAACCCCAAAGGGGGACAGCAGAUUUGAAACACUUUGUAAAUACGGACCAUCAGGUGUGAGUGAUCAGAUGUUAGACAAGCAUGUUGGACAUUGUAAUCAGGGUACUAUAGACCCUGUGAACCUUAUAAAUGUGCCCACUACCAGGAGCUGUGAACUUAUCAGACCUACCUCAAGAAGGGGCAAAAAGAGAAGCCACAAAACCAAACACUUAGAAGAGACUGUACAGUCAAAAAUAUCCAGGAUACAUUGUUGCAAUGCCUGCAACAGAUUUGAUGAUCUGUUUGUUCGACGAAUUAAUCAGGAAAAGGAGGACAGAGAACUGGCACUUAAGUUACAAAGACAAUUUGAUAGAGAACGUCAAAAAGUGGACAGGCACAAGACAAGUCAUAACAAAUAUGUACUCCGGUCUUGGGCUACAAAAGAUGUGACUGUAGAACACAAUACACGCAGAUCAGAUAGAAUAUCCAAAAGAAAUGAGCACUUUAACUGUAGUUGUUAAAAGGACCUACAUUUAUUGUAGUGUUUUAUUUUAGCGAUUAGUCACAAGUCACUAAAGUUUUCUUUUAUUUUGGCAGAAAAUAGGCUGGAGAAUAUUGUAAUGCAAGAUACAUAUUUACUUAUUUUUCUUGUAAUCUAUCAGCUUUUCAUCCCAAGCAACUUGCAAUUCAUCAGCAGAAACAUUCCACAUGGAGCAAAAUUCGGGUUAAGUGCCUUUGUUCAAGGGCACGUGUUGGGUAAAGUACUCAAAAUAAUCCACUAAACUGAUUAAUUUAAGGAAUGUUCCAGGUUUUAUGAAAAGGAGGGACAAGUCAAAAUAAAUUUGUGUGAUAAUCAACAUUAUACCACAAAUGCUGUCGAUUGAGCUUAACUUGUAUUGAACCUGGAACAUUCCUUUAAGGCCAAAACAUACUCUAUGCAAGUAUGUGAAUGCAGAUGCAAGCGCUUGGCCACCGCUUUGCCAAUGGUCGGUCUGGUUGAACAUGCUUACAAACCUCAGUACUCGAGGCGAUAGAGUUACCGACAAAUGCCUGUGCCAUUAAACUGGAUGUGUUGUCAUUAGAUAAUUUGCUAUACAUAUAUUGACUUUAACUUACUUGCUCAGCAAUAUUCUCUUCAAACUGUUGCUUCAUCACAGUAGUUGAGUUGAAAGAGAAAACACACCGUAGAAGCGGACAGUUCACUCUAAUUUCGCUACAGCGUCCCAUAGCAACGUUGAGAAUGCAAGAUGCGCCUGCGUUCACAUACUUGCAUAGAUUAUGCUUUGGGCCUUCAUCAAAAAAGUCAUCACAUUAAUGACUUUCUAAAACACUUCACAGAAAACGUUUUUUUUUUUUUUUUUUUUUUUUUUGCUCAAUGUAUUCAAAAUAAUGUCUAUUUCCUUCUUGUUCAUUAUUGCAUGCAAUUCAUGCACUCAGCACCACAGGUUUUGCCCUUACAAUGGUGUAUGCUUCAGCUGUCACAAACACAAAGAGACAUGCAUGUGAACAUAAUAUGUUUUAAAUUCUACAUAAUACUAUUUUAUAAAUAUGUAAUCCAAGUAAUGUACUUAAAACAGCCUGGUCUCAUGAACAUUACAUGACUGUGGCAACAUUUUUGCAGAACAAAAAUAAUGUGCCUUUUUACAUUUCGCUGCAGGGGAUGAAAUGUCCAGUGGGGGCGCCAAAAGCGAGUGAAAUGUUGUCAUUAUCAGACAAGGUUUUUAAGUUGAAUAUUAGAUGGAGGUUGAAAUUAGUAAAACGUACCUCCAAAAUGAGCAAAAAUUAUAAAUGAAAAGCUCAUUUUCUAAAGCAACCAUGUCAUCUCAUGACACUUCUAUGACACCCUCGUCUCAUGUUUAAGCUUGUGUGCUUGACUGGUCUCGAACCGCAUACUUAAGGGUCCAAAGUCCAACACUCUAUCAGGUGAGGCGCUGCGGAAGCAAAUCACGUUGAAAUAAGUGUGUAAAUGUAGGUGAAUCUGUAAUGCAAGCAUUAAAAUAUGUUGUUUUUCAAAUGAUGCAUUAUAGUAAGUGUUUCGAUAUCAUAACAUAGCAGUGUGUGAGUAACAGGGCGAAAAAUAAGUGUUUACAAAGUCAUAAGCCAUUGUACUCAUGAUUUGUGUGAAAGUGAAUCAAAUGCACAGUUGUUGUAGCGCCUCUAGUGUUGAUUUGACCAGGAAAAUGUGACGAAACAUAGAAUGCGGCAUGUAAAAGUCAGUUUGCAAAAAAGUAGUUAUAGUAAUGUGCAUUCUGUGAGACUAGGUUGAAAUAAAAGUAAUUAAAUUCAUUGAAAAUUAGUAACUAUAAUCUGAUUAGUAGAAUUUAAAAUUGAAUGCUGCUUUUGUCUUAAUAAUUAUUAGAUUACAGUAAUUACAAAGUAAUCAGAUUACACCCAGCCCUGAUGGUCAUUCAUGAUUGUGCUCUCAGCAACUUUCCCAUAGUGAUCUGGAUUUGAACCUGCAGUUUGUUUCUAUCCAGCUUUGUUUAUCUGUCAUCUAUGUCCAAACCCAAAAAGAGAGGAAACUAGCUCUAUGUUGGUCUGAGGACAGAAAAUAUACAGUAUAAAGAACUUUGAAAGGCUCUUUAGCAUUUCAGUAUUUCAAGUAUGUUUAGUUUUUUGAGUCAGUAGUAGUACUCCUUACAGUCUCUUUGUUCUCAUAAUUACUCCACAAGAAGUCUGUUUGCAUGUUUCAAAGAAUAUCAUAGGAACGGAACAGAACAGAAGAUGUUGUGUACAAAAUGUAGCAUAACCCUUUUAGCCCAGACAUUGGAAAAUUGAUUUCUUUAAGCAGCCACCUUACAUGAAUCUAAAACAUUUUCUUCAUAAAUGAUUCAUUGAGGUGGAAAAGAGUAAAAUUGCAGCCCAAGACAAGAAAUAUACUCUAUGCAAGUACAUGAACGCAGAUGUGAAUGCUUGACCAAAAUGUUGCAAGCACACUGUCACGUUGUUGUCAUAAAGUUGGUGUGUUAAUCUUUCGAUGUUAAAAUACUUUUAUCCCCACCUAAAAUGCAGAGAGAACUACAAGUAGCUGAGUCAUUCAUAUGUUGAUUGUUAUGAUAGUUGUUCUGACAGAGAAAAGUGACCUCAGAAGAAGACAGUUUACACUGAUGCUCACUACAACGGCCAUUACAUCAAUGCUGAGAGUGCAACGCAUAGGUGCAUUACAGAUUGGGCUCUGACACAUUUCAGAACACAACAGCAAGUAAAAUCCAGCUUGCAUAGCUAGAAGUGUUUGCUUUUGCAUACGUGUUGAGUAUUUUCCAGGCCUAACUAAUAUACGUUUUGUGUUAAGUAAAAUAACUAUAAAGUAGUUUGUUCUGUUGAAACCCUAAAAGACACUAUGCGACAGUCAAUGUUAGUCCUGAUUUCUAAAUGCAAUUAGUUUUAUUUGUUACAUUUAAUUUAAACUUUUGUAUUUUAAACCUUUUUUUGUUUGUUUGUUUUUCUACAAUCAGGAACACUUAUCCAUAUAAUUUAGAUAUCAUAACUGUUUCUAAAUAUUACUGACUUGUGAUUCAAGACAGUUUGAGAGGAUGCAAAUAAAUGCAUUUGGACACUUCUGUAAAAGCUUUGCAUGUAACACCAGAAUGAAAAAUCUAGCUUGAUUCGACAACAAGCAAAACAAAUUGGUUAAUUGUCUUUAGGAUUUUUUUUUCUGUUAUAUUCGUUUUGAAACAUUUUUAGAGUUUCUCAGUUUUUCAUUUUUCAGCUUGAUGUUCACCCACUGUGAAACACUACUCUGAAAGGCUGCUUUUUUCAACUUUCUUAAGCAAUGUUUACUGAAGAGAUCUAUUUUGUGACUUGUGUCUGCCAAGCAAGCUUUAAUCAUGUUACUUUUGAUGAAAAAUUACACAUUCACACAGACCAUGUACAUGCACAUACAUUUAAUCUUGCUUUUCACCUUAUUUUAUUUUUAUUUAGACAGGUCAUUGUUUGUAAUGUGCCAACAUGGCUGGUUUCUGCAAAUUGGCUAUAUAUAUAUAUAUAUAUAUAUAUAUAUAUAUAUAUAUAUAUAUAUAUAUAUAUAUAUAUAUAUAUUUACAGGUUAAUUUCAUGAUUUCAUGUUCUAUACAAUUUUUCUGUAGACUACAAGAUGUACUAUUGAAAAGAUAAAAUACAUUUUUAUGCAUUACUGUACUAUUUUGGAAAUAUGACUCGCCUAUAUUGACACUGAUGCAAAGACGUUAUUGGGGAUUGCAAUUUUUGACUGGCUUUUAAAGCACUUGGAUUGUCUUCCAUUGUUGAAAGGUAUUUGCUGGGUUUGAAAGAGAAUGUUGUGUUAUUUUGAAAAUAUAAAUUCUGUGCAAGUGUAAAGCACACAUAUUUAUUGGAACGGUACUUUGUGAUAAUGUCAUUUUAAAAAUAUGGCCUUUCUAAAACACAGGAUUGUCUGCUUUCAAUCAAUAAAAAACUAUGUGCAUACAUUAUCUAUAACUGGCAUUAAAGUAAUGAAAUAAUGUAGCGUUCACUUUAAAGUUGAUUUUUGCCUUUUUAUGAAGUAUUUAAAGCAUUUACUUUGUAUUUGACACAUUUCAUUAGAUGCUCAGGAUGAAAAUGUGUUUUUGUUGUUUAAGUGAAAUGCCUUGCUCUCUUUUGACAGUCUAUUCAAUGCUAUUCAUGAUCAGCCCUAUUCUUUUUCAUUUUUAUAACUUGACAAUUCAUAUUUGCCAAUCCCUCUCUGCAUUUUUUGCCUUGUUUAACUUGAAGGAAUUCACUGAAGAAAAUUAAGAUAAUUAUAAUUAUUUUUUUUUUUAUCCAAUUAAUAAAACAAAAUAAAAACUCAA
Molecule: messenger RNA, 6204 nt
Organism: Myxocyprinus asiaticus (Chinese sucker)
Lineage: Eukaryota; Metazoa; Chordata; Actinopteri; Cypriniformes; Catostomidae
Gene: rnf169
Product: ring finger protein 169
Exons: 6
Coding region: 19-1941 (640 amino acids)
Biological process (GO): double-strand break repair
Cellular component (GO): nucleus; site of double-strand break
Molecular function (GO): nucleosome binding; ubiquitin-protein transferase activity; metal ion binding
Source: RefSeq, a predicted model, not a curated record